Molecule: messenger RNA, 1212 nt
Organism: Nicotiana tabacum (common tobacco)
Lineage: Eukaryota; Viridiplantae; Streptophyta; Magnoliopsida; Solanales; Solanaceae
Product: 25.3 kDa vesicle transport protein SEC22-1
Biological process (GO): retrograde vesicle-mediated transport, Golgi to endoplasmic reticulum; endoplasmic reticulum to Golgi vesicle-mediated transport
Molecular function (GO): SNAP receptor activity
Source: RefSeq, a predicted model, not a curated record
CUUUAGGCUUUUUCCUGAACCGCGUCUAGAGAACUUUUGAUGAAACAAAGAAUAACUUCAUACCCAAGUUCUCUCUCCUUCAUUAUUUGGUUUAUUUCCUUUAUUUUGCAUCCAUUUAUUUGCUAUAAAAGCCAUAGUUAGUAUCCCCUUCAUCCUUAAAAGGCUAACAGGAAAAGAUAAAAAGGAGAUCAGAAAUUUCAGCUACUGUUUAUUCUUAUUUGAUAAGGGAUGGUGAAGCUGACAAUUAUUGGGAGGGUGAGUGAUGGGAUGCCCCUUGCCCAAAAUCCAAGAUUUGUGCAAGAAGAGAAUGAUGUCUUAACAACUUACAAGCAACAAGCUGAGUUCCUUCUCAAGGAAAUUUCUUUACGAGCCUUGCCCUCUUCCAAGAUGACCAUUCUUGUAGAUCACCACUGCUUCAACUACAUAGUUGAGAAUGGGAUUUGCUUUCUUACGUUAUGCGAGUCAUCCUAUCCAAGAAAGCUGGCAUUCCAUUAUCUAGAAGAUUUGCAUCAGGAGUUUGAGAGAUUAGAUAAGAGCCUCACAGAUAGAAUUACAAAGCCAUAUACCUUCAUCAAACUUGAUACUAUCAUUGCCAACAUUAGGAAGCAAUAUGUGGAUACAAGAACACAGGCAAAUUUAUCUAAACUAAAUGCUGAUCGUCAAAAGGAUUUAGAUAUUGGGACAGAUGAAUUAUCACUAAUAACAGAACGAAGGCGAAGACUAGAAAGGAUGGAGAGGCUGAUGGUUGCUCAUAGAAGUACUUCUCCAAUCUGGGAGUCUAAAAGGCUUGAGAUAAUCGCACUGAAAUGGACACCAAUUACAAUCCUUCUCGUUGUUGCUGCUGUUCUUCUAUGGACCGGCUUAAUCCUCCAAGAUGAUUUCAGAUAAUGGUGAGCCAAACUUCAUAAACUCUGAAGCCAUAGUCAGUUGAAAGACUUCCUCCAAUGUCUGGAUCAAUGGUGCAAAUGAAGAAAUAAGAAGAUUUUCCACUGACCGAGACUUACAGGGGCCAAUUAGCAAGAUUCAUUUUCUAAAUUUCAAGCCUGCAUAUAUUUGAUAUAUACUUGAGAAAGUCUUAAGAAAGUGGAAACAAGUAGCUAAUAUGCAUAUUGUUAUUGUGCUUUGAUGCUCUAUUCAUCUGAUUAUGUGUAUUGUAGAUGGAUCAACUUAUUGUAUUUAUUCUUAAUGUCAAGCUGUUUACUUAUUAGAUUA